Messenger RNA from Triticum turgidum subsp. durum (durum wheat), 378 nucleotides. NCBI's taxonomy places the organism in Eukaryota, Viridiplantae, Streptophyta, Magnoliopsida, Poales, Poaceae. The record is from the annotation of a GenBank genome assembly.
AUGGCAGGGGAGCAUUUUGUGCUUGUUCAUGGGGAAGGUCAUGGAGGGUGGUGCUGGUUCAAGCUCCGGUGGCUCCUUGAGGGCUCCGGCUACCAGGUGACCUGCAUAGACCUUGCUGGAAGUGGCGUAGACCCCACCGACCCCAACACUGUCCGGUCAUUCGACCAGUAUGACAAGCCGCUCCUGCGCCUCAUCUCCGCCUUGCCGGAGGGCGAGAAGGUGAUUCUCAUUGGGCAUGGCAGUGGAGGGCUGAGUGUGAUUCACGCAAUGCAUGAAUUCGUUGACAGAAUUAAGCAAGCAAUAUUUGUGGCAGCUGCUAUGCUGCCAUUUGGACUUCAGACUGAUGAAGAUAAGAAAGAUGUAUGUUUUGUUCCUUAA